AUGGACACAGUCAUAACCUACCUUCCUACGGGGGUGAGCGAAUUGCUCAUGGAGAACUUCAUCAUCUUGGAAGUAGUCGCUAUGUUUUCAACAGGCGCAUACAAUGCCUUUGAAGUCGGCCUCUCUACAUUCAAUCAUUUCACAUACUACCGUGGCUUAUACUUCUGGAGCUUACAAGUGGCAUCGUGGGGCAUUCUGCUCCAUGCAGUCCCUGCUCAACUCCGCUAUCUCGAGGUCGCACCUAAUAUGAACACAUGUAUCCCUUUCUUAAUCGGCUGGUAUGCUAUGGUCACCGGCCAAGCGUUGGUCUUAUACUCUCGUCUCCACCUCGUCGCUUCCGACAUGCGCUCUCUCUGCUGGGUUCUAUGGAUGAUAAUUGGCAACGUAUUCAUCCUCCACGUCCCCAUGACGGUCUUCUUCCUAGGCGUCAAUCUCGGUAACUCGCGCUUUACUCGUGGCGCACACUACUUUGACCGAAUCCAAGUAGUGGGAUUCUGCAUGCAGGAUUUCAUCAUCUGUGGAAUCUACAUCUACGAAGCACUCCGCGCUCUCAAACCCGUCAUCGAAGCCCGCGGCCGUGAAGGCCGACGAGUAAUCAAGCACCUCAUAUUAGUCAACCUCCUCGUCAUAGGUUUGAAUAUAUUCCUCUUGGUUGCAGAGUUCAAGAUGCAUUGGCUCGAGGUCAGCUUCAAGACCGUGGUCUACAGCAUCAAAUUGAAACUUGAAUUCGCCAUCCUUACCCGUCUACGCUUGUUAACCCGCACAACUUCAUGCAUGUGCAAUAAUGGACCGGUCAAUCCACGGCGAUCAAGCGAUAUUAAUGUCUUCGAUAUGGCAAUGGCGCGAUCACGGGUUAGUCCUGAUAUCGAAGCUCCGUCCCUAUUCUUUGGUGUGGAUCCUUCCUCUCGGCGUCUUUCCUUGCGGAAUAGCACGUAUGACUUUCAUCAGGCGCUGCGUGAAACGGCGUCUGUUGAGAAUAUAUUAUCUCCGGUUAAUUCGUGUUAUAUACCUGAUUUGCCCACCGAGAAAGAUUUUCAUCCGAGGAUAGGGUCUGCGGACACAAGGUCUACUGUGGAGAUGGCUUUUAUGGAGUCUUCAAAGUGA
Messenger RNA from Penicillium longicatenatum, 1104 nucleotides. RefSeq lists its product as uncharacterized. NCBI's taxonomy places the organism in Eukaryota, Fungi, Ascomycota, Eurotiomycetes, Eurotiales, Aspergillaceae. The transcript has a single exon. The record is from RefSeq and is a predicted model, not a curated record. Bases 1 to 1104 code for a protein of 367 amino acids.